CAAAAGUUCGGUAAUAUUGCUUCUGCUAGGCAGUCGCUCGUACGACAGCUAUCGUUGAUAAUCGGCUUCAUUUUCCGAGUCGUGUAACGUGCCUACCUGUUUUUCGAGUUUACCAAAGAAAAAAAUGAUCCGCACACGAAUCGCGAACUAUUAUCUCAAUUGACAGGUCGCGUCGAACAAAUCUUUCUUUUUCGUCUCAGCUUCUAACCUCGAGGCUGAUAUGAUUGGAUCUUCCCGCAACUAUUUACGUUAUAUUACAAUCUUUCUGAGUUAAUUUUGAUUGAAAAUUGAAUAAGCCUGCGAAAAUGCAGAAUAUUUUAAAUUCAUCAAAAAGAGGCGUAGCCGCCUCGAAAAUGAGCAAUUUCGCUUGCUUGCAUAGGCAACUGUUACUCAACAAUCAAAGUGUUGGAAACUGUUUAUGGAACCGCGAUCAAAUAUACCGGUUACUUGGAACCUUGCCUCAUCAUGCUAGAAAGCACAUCCAAAAUGAAUAUAAAGCUAUGCGUUCAAUUCUAGUCAAGAGUGGUUUAUCUGAAAAAUUGAGUUCUCAAUUUUUACAACAAUGUAAAUAUUUAAGCACAUCAUCGUAUAGGACAAAUGCUAACCCUUCGAAUGAUCCAAAUGAUCAAAAUAAAGAUGAUAAGGAUAAAAAGGCUAAACAGGAAAAAGGAAAAGCUUUGAUGAUAAAGUUAGGAUUGUGGACAAUGCUGAGUUAUGCAUCUUUAAUCAUGUUUUUAUAUAUAUUCAUGUCAAAACCAAUAAAGGAUGAUGGAGAGGUUCCUCGUUUUGUAUCAUGGAAUGAAUUUGUACAUCAAAUGUUAGCCAAAGGAGAAGUUAAACAGCUCAUAGUGAGACCAGAGUAUGAAAUGGUAAUGAUAAUUUUGCAUGAUGGAGCUGUUGUUAAAGGUAAACGGUCUCAGUACAGAACGUACCAUAUGCAAAUGCCUAAUACAAGCCAAUUAGAGGAAAAAUUAAGAGAAGCAGAAAAAAGCUUGGGAAUAAAACCUGAACAUGGAGUUCCUAUUACUUAUGAAAGAACUCAUGUUGAUUUGGCUCACAUUGCUGGUAUUGCUAUACUUUUGGCAUUGUUCUUCAGCUUACUUCCAAGAUUUGGCAUGAAAGAGUUCCCAACUAACAUUCUAUCCCAAGUGACCAGAGCUAAAUUUACAUUAGUUGAUCCAUUGACUGGAAUUGGAAAGGGAGUCAGGUUUUCUGAUGUUGCUGGAUUAAAAGAAGCUAAGAUAGAAGUUAUGGAAUUUGUGGAUUAUCUUAAAAGCCCAGACCGCUAUAAAGUUCUUGGAGCCAAAGUACCUAAAGGUGCAUUAUUAUUGGGUCCUCCUGGAUGUGGUAAAACGCUGCUUGCUAAAGCUGUAGCAACAGAAGCUAAUGUCCCAUUCUUAUCUAUGAAUGGUUCAGAAUUCAUUGAAAUGAUUGGUGGUCUUGGAGCAGCACGAGUCAGGGAUUUGUUUAAGGAGGGUAAAAAAAGAGCUCCUAGUAUUAUAUACAUUGAUGAAAUUGAUGCAAUUGGUAAACGGCGAUCAGACUCUAGUACAGAUAGGUCAGAUAGUGAAGGAGAACAAACUUUGAAUCAACUAUUAACUGAAAUGGAUGGUAUGGUAUCAAAUCAAGAAGUUAUUGUUCUAGCAUCUACCAACAGGGCAGAAGUAUUAGAUAAAGCAUUACUCAGACCUGGCAGAUUUGAUAGACACAUUCUCAUUGAUUUACCAACUCUAGAUGAAAGACGACAAAUAUUUGAACAACAUUUGAAAUCUAUAGUUUUGGAACUAAAACCAAGUAAUUAUUCAACUAGGAUGGCAUUUUUGACACCAGGUUUUAGUGGUGCUGACAUAGCAAAUGUAUGCAACGAAGCCGCUCUGUAUGCUGCGCGUACCAAGAAAAAAAAGGUUGCCGGUAGCGAUCUCAUGUAUGCCGUGGACCGAGUAAUCGCCGGCAUAGAGAAGCGCGACAACACGAUCGCUCCUUCCGAGAAGCGAGUAGUGGCUUUCCACGAAGCUGGACACGCAUUGGUCGGUUGGCUGCUGGAACACACGGAUGCCUUACUCAAAGUAACGAUCGUGCCGCGUACCAAUCGAGCCCUUGGCUUCUCACAGUUCACCACAAGCGAUCAAAAGCUUUACACUAGCGAGCAAAUGUUCGAACGCAUGUGCAUGUCCCUCGGCGGUCGGGUCGCUGAGAGCCUUACAUUCAACAAGGUUACCACGGGUGCUCAGAAUGACUUGGAAAAAGUCACUAAAAUGGCAUACGCACAGGUGCAACUCUAUGGGAUGGAUCCCACAAUUGGACCUCUUUCGUUUACUCCCGAUCAAACUGCAACGAAUACUCGUAAGCCGUACAGUAAGAAACUUGCAAAUCUGAUGGAUCAAGAAGCCAGGACGAUUAUAACUCGAGCCUACAAGCGAACGGAACAAUUGUUGUUAGAAAACAAAGAUAAAUUGGAAAAACUGGCAACUGCCCUUUUACAAAAAGAAACUCUAACUUACGAAGAAGUCGAAAAAUUGAUAGGGCCACCACCUUUCGGCAAAAAACGACUUGUAGAACCUGCAGAUUUUGAAAGCUCUAUACCGGUUCCUCCUACGCCGACUGAAACUCACCCCCCUCAACAAGCAGCACCGUAAUAAAAAAUGUAUAUUGGAAAAUUAAUGUAUUUUCCUACGUGUGUUUUAAAAUGGCGUCGAAUGCUUCUCGACUCUUUGUUACAUUAUUGUUAUAUUAUGAUAAUGACAAGCUUUUGUAAUAUAGUAUUGUUUCAGAUGUAAUUAUAAUUAAAAAUUAAUUUAUUUGAAAAUCUUUGUUUAAAAUAGAUUUAUUUUUUAAUGGUUACCUGAUGACAUAAUUAAACUACCUUUGGGAAGUUUGACAAAUAAUUGUAUUUCAUAAUUAACUAACUGUAAUCGCUUUGGCGAAAUAAAUUAAAACAACGAUUUGAA
Messenger RNA from Trichogramma pretiosum, 2948 nucleotides. RefSeq names its product paraplegin (gene Spg7). Gene Ontology annotation, cellular component: membrane; m-AAA complex. Lineage: Eukaryota; Metazoa; Arthropoda; Insecta; Hymenoptera; Trichogrammatidae. The record is from RefSeq and is a predicted model, not a curated record. The transcript has 9 exons. Gene Ontology annotation, biological process: mitochondrial protein processing; protein-containing complex assembly. Gene Ontology annotation, molecular function: ATP hydrolysis activity; zinc ion binding; ATP-dependent peptidase activity. The coding region runs from base 306 to 2636 and encodes 776 amino acids.